AUGGCACGUCUCAGCAGCAUCCUCACUUUCGCAGUGCUCGCGGCGACGAGCUCCGCUGCACACGUCCUCAGGGACACCUCGUCCGGCUGCACGAACCCCGGCGUCGUGUCAAACCAGACGCUCUCACUUAACGGCGUCGACAUCCAGUGGACGACCCUCUCGUGUGCUGUCGCAGCGCAGCCCGGGGAAAACUUCAUAUUCCCAAUCCCGCUUCCGUUCCCGUUCUUCCCGCCCUCGCCGAAGCCGAAGCCGACAACCACCGUUGUGAGCACACCGACUGCGCCUCCGCCCGUGCCAACUACCGAUGUGUGCAACCAAGUUUGCACGGACGCCUGUGGGUCCCUUGGGGACCUGCCGCCAAUCUCCGAGGACUGCCAGCAGAUCUUCAACUCUAUUACCAUUCUAAAUAGCUCCAUUUCGCCCAACUUCGUCGUAAACAGCAGCAGCAUCGAGCAGCUCACUUUCGGGACGUGCCGCGUCUUCUUCGAGAACUUUAGCAACGGGACGAUGUCCGAGUGCUGGACGACUCUUUCCAACGCGGCGGAGGCUGCUGGCACCCUGUGCUUCCCGCCGACGCAGCCCGUCAACUCCGCGGCCUUCUGCAGCCCUGCAGACGGAUCCUGGCAGAUUGGGAUUGCCCACUCCUAG
Phanerochaete carnosa HHB-10118-sp is the source of this 648-nucleotide messenger RNA. RefSeq lists its product as uncharacterized. The record is from RefSeq and is a predicted model, not a curated record. The transcript has 5 exons. NCBI's taxonomy places the organism in Eukaryota, Fungi, Basidiomycota, Agaricomycetes, Polyporales, Phanerochaetaceae. Bases 1 to 648 code for a protein of 215 amino acids.